Messenger RNA from Pseudo-nitzschia multistriata, 2715 nucleotides. The record is from the annotation of a GenBank genome assembly. Lineage: Eukaryota; Bacillariophyta; Bacillariophyceae; Bacillariales; Bacillariaceae.
CCGAAAGCCAUCAAAGGUGCGUAGACCGUAUGAAAUCGCAUUCACUUACUCUUGCCCUGAGUUCCAAUCAGAUGAUUGUUCACCGUACCAUUUGACUUGCAUAAUGAGAUGAUGUCCUCCGAUGCCUUUGUCUGACCUACAGACUCAAUCUCCACUUUCUUUGGAAGCAUCACUCACCUCUUUAGAUUUUUUCGUUGUAUGUCCAAUGGGAUGAAAAAUUUUGUGUCGUUAUUGGUUUGAAAAUGGUUGCAUUUGCCUGCUAAUUUUAGAAGAUCCAUAUUAUCAGAAAAUAGAACACGAACAAUAAAAUGGAACAGAAUCAACAACAAGAAGAUAUAGGCGUUCAAGCCUCUGCUACCGAGGCCAAAAAUUCACACUCCAAUAGAUCUCCUGUCAGAGCAAAACGUUCUGGGAGAAUGUUAUACGAAAGCUCAUUCGCCACCUCUUUCACCUCUGCACGAGGUCAGAAACGCCCACCCGGUUUCGUUGCCUCUUCUUUGGAUUAUAAGUCAACCGGUGUCAAUGCUGCGAGCUCUCCAAGCCUCACCACAAAACCAGGGAGAAAUAGCUUACACAACAAACAGAAAAAACAGAAAGAACAAUUGGAAGUUGAACAACAGCAGCUAAGACAGUAUCGAUCCGGGCAAUCGCAACCAACAAGAGCGCAAGGGAACUUCGGUCCGCCACCGCAUUCUAUCACUACCAUAGAGGAUCUCGAAAGUAUGUCUGAAGAGCAGAUCUAUAAACUUUUCAUGGAGGAUCCAGAAUUGUACGAAUCGUUUAUCAAAUCGACAGAAACAGAAAGAGGCUCGACUCCUACUGGAGCCAGAAAAGCUCGUCGUUCGACUAGCAAGAAACCAUCUAGUGAGUCGAAGUCAAAGCGCCGCAGUGCCAAAGCAAAGACUAUCAAGUCCGAAUCUCAAGACAGAGAAAUACCUUAUUUUCAAUGGAUUUUCCUCUUGGUGCUGGUUGGAGUCGCAAUAUACCAAGGUUACAAAACGUACAGUAGUUCCACUUCUACGAAAGAUAAAAAUAACAGUAUCGUCUCUCGGAGAAUCAAAGGGGGGAAACAAAAGAAUAAGAAAGGAGGAAAAUCAGACAAGAAAGUGCGUGUCAAAACAAAAGAAGUUUCUCAGCGUAGAUCAGAGGCCAGCUCGCUAAUGGAGAAAAAACAUGACGUCGAAACCGCAAAUACAGCUGGCAGACCAUCUUCCUCAAAGAAAAAGAAGAAAAUGUCGAAGUCGAAAUCUAAGGCAAAGACAAAUACUUUUACAGGCGAUUCGAAGGAAGAAGAACAAAACAAACCUGAUUUGGAUUCGAGUGAUGUAUCGAGUGAAGAUCAAGCACUAGAAACUUCGAGCAAAUUGGAUUCUACUGCACCUUCCAAUCCUAGCACCAUUCCUAAUAGAGAAGAAGACAAUGAUGGCGAAUGGCAAACGGUUACGAAGUCAUCCAAAGGCAGCAAGAAAGAAAAAGCACUUCCCCCUCAAAACUUUCAUGAAGAUAAGGAGGUGAUUGCGAUACCUGUUGUUGAAAGCAAACAAGAUAAUCCGAGUGAGAAAGCGAAGGACGACCCAGAAUCUCCAGAGGAAAGAAAUACUUUUGAAGAUUCUGACUUCAUUGAAGUAAAAAGCAAAAAGAAAAAACGACGCAAUUUGUCUAACAGUGGUAAGGAAAAGACCAACAAUGCACAAUCUGCAAUGUCUGUGGAAACUACGAGUAUAGAGAAGCCUAGCGUGACUAAAAAUGAAAACCUUUCGGAGGAGAAACAGAAUGGGGAAUCUGUAGCAUCAACAGAAGAAGACGCGGCACUUGCUUUAAAACUUCACGAAGAAAUGAAUCUCUCCUCGAAGACUGAUAUGAGCAAUUCCCAAGAGGAGGGAUGGGAGGAAGUUACAUCUAAGAAAAAGAAAGCAUAAAAACGUACAUGACAAUUAUUGUCGUCCAUUGUUAGACUUGAUUUCUCUAAGACAGAUUUAACGCAUUAAGUAACGGAUUCGAACUAUAAAAAUAAAUGAAAACGCAUUUAAUACACCUCGCAUGUUAAUCUUUGGGCAGACAGAACUUCCUUUAACUACUAAAAUUGGUCAGGAUUGGCCUUCUGAGCGGUUUGUUCCCGGCUGCCAUCACAACACUCGCGAGCAAUUUUCAUCAGCUCUUCAGUGCAUACUUCUCUUUUAGAAUCACUCCCAUCUUUCUCAACUCGAAUGGCUUUUCUUUCAAUCAAUUUGCUUUUGAUCGUGUCUGCGUCUAAGAGACUCCAAUCUUCCUUUUCUACUUUCCGCCGCCGUCCUCUCUCGAGACCGAGCAAUUCUUUUGCUCUCUUCGUUUUAUCUUUCAGCUGCCACUUUGCUUCGGUUUCAACCUGUCCAAGCAUCCUACCUCUUGUGAAUGCUGACGAUCCUUGUUGCUCGAGUGCUUUGCCAAUGAUUCGGUUCUUGACCGUAGAACGCAUUGCGAUCAGAGCUUCCUGCAGCGAAGCCUGUGUAUUUCCUCCCCAUUGCCUUGGAUCGUGCACUACAAAUAAUGGCACAUCGGCCUUCUUGCACAAUUUCUGUAAGAGUCGAAGGGAGCUCGGCACUAGUUGGAGAGCUGCACCAUUUGCAAYUACAGCAUGCGGUUUGUUGCAAGCUCUGACAUUUGAUUGGUUCCUUCCAUCUAUCCCAUCUGGGUCACUUCUUGCAAAAGAGAAAGGAAUAAAUAAAUCCAUCACCC